AUGACACCGACCCUGCAUGUGAGCAUCGUAUAUCCUACAGAGUCGUCUAGAUUGACGGCAUUGGCCUCCUGCGGUGCCCUGCUUGUCGCCGCAGAAGGACCAUUCUUGCGAUUUUAUGACGCCAAAAGUUCGCGGUAUAUCGCGUCAAAACGCGUCUUCAAAGCUCAUGCAGUGCAUGGUAUCUCCGUGUACUCCGAAACUUAUGAUGAUGUGAUCAAACUGGUAGUAUGGGGCGGUUGCCUCGUUCGGGCCCUUGAGGUCAAAUUUACCCCAAGAGUCGACUUUCAUGAGACGCAACUGGACGCCUGCCUGUCUGCCGUCGCAAGGUCCCCGGAUUGGAUUCUUGAUUUAGCUCCACGUUUCAGCAGCCUUGAAGAUGCUUCCGAGAUCGAGCAAGGGAUAUGUGUUGCGGUUACAGCCCACAACGCACUUGUGCAGGUUACUAUACAUCGCCAGCGCAAGGAGAUCGAACCUGAAAAAGCAUUUGCGCUGUCUUUGUCAGAGCUAACAUCAAGUUCUCGAUCCAUAUUGUACUCGGCCCAUGUCUUUUGGGAAUCCGAAAACUGUGUGCUGGUAGCCGCAGGAACUGCAUUUGGGGAGAUCAUGUACUGGUCUUGGAAUCAAGACGCGGAUGCCGGAUCAAACUCUCGCGUACAUCGAGUAUUCUUAGGCCACGAAGGCUCUAUUUUCGGAGUCCGCAUAUCCAAGGAACUGCCUUCAGGGUGUUGCCAAACCCUCAAGCGCAUCAUCGCAAGCUGUAGCGACGAUCGCACAAUCCGAAUAUGGGACGUUUCAGAUGUUGCGGUUCAUGAUUCUCAUAGAGUAACUUCUGUUCCAGUCAAAGAUUCUGAGAGGACCCAACAUACUGGCUUUAGCAAUGCAGCGUUUGACCCGAAUUCGUUCUCAAGUUCGCAGUGUCUAGCCAUUGGCUGGGGUCAUGCGUCCCGGGUUUGGAACGUACAAUUUCUGGAGUCCACGCCAUGUGAAGGAGCCCUCCUACUCGUAUCUACAGGCGAGGACGCAUCAUCUAGGACUUGGAAACUGACCUUAGACAAGAAUGAAGGAGCAAUCUUACCGUACCAACUACUGCAGCAGGACUCUGCUGCCCACCACAGUGGUAAAAACAUGUGGUCAAGCGCUAUCUAUGGUGAGCCAGUAAGGCGUCAGCAUGUAGUCUGUGGUGCCGCCGAUUCUAAGAUUACAAGUCAUCCGCUUGUCCGCGUUUCAGAGAAGUCGCGAGAGAGCAGAGUACAGGAGUACACUAUGCCUGACAUUCUGGCAUUAGCUCAAAUGCUUACGCAACAGCCCAACCAAACCACAGUCCAACGGAAUCGGACGUCCUCAAAAAGGGCAGAUUUUCUCCGGAGCUAUAGCUUUCUCGACCACGAAUCAUUUCUGCUCACCACAAACUCUGGCAACAUUCUUCUCGGGUCUCUGCGAUCACGGAAAAAUUCGGGGGGUCCAAGCGGACUAGCAGGAGCCACGUUCAUCGAUCAGUUAGACGAUCUUUGUGGCUACUCUGUCUGUAAAGGCGACACCAAUGCUGGAGUGGCAUUCGUUGGUGGAUCUACUGGCGUCGUCUACAUGUACAUCAAAGCCACCAACCGAUUGUCCAAAGUUGAGUCUUUCGAUGCGAAGAUUGGGGAGAUGUUCGUAACGAACGUAGCCCAUAUUGACAAACGCAUAACGGUAGCCCUCCUGGUCACUCUUGUGGGGAUGCAAGAAGCGCAGCUUCUGUUUGUGGAAGUCGCCGCGGACUCCAAACCGUGUGUCACUAGAGCCGUCACAGUCCCAUUGUCAGACCUACCGAUUGGCUCGAUGGUUACUAGUGUGACGCUCACCUCGUCCUUUGGAGCUAUGUUCCUUCACCUUGGGUUCCGACGUGGGUCGAUCGUAGUGUACAGCAUCCCUGGUGGUGAAUCUGAAGACAGCAACCGCGUGAAAUCGUUCAGAGCUAUAGAUAAAGUGCACGGGGAGGAAACGGUCACUUCUCUACAUUGGACGACAUCGCCACAGGAUACCUUCGUCGGUUAUCUAGCGUCCGUUGGAAGAGAUGGAUGUCUCGCUAUACACCUCCUGGAUCUGCACGCGAAUGUCUUCAAGUUAGUACACAACUCAACACUACCCAUUGGACCUAAUAUCGAAGGGACUAUUCUUCAAACACGGACCAUCUCCUCGUUCACGGAUUUUCGAGCAAAAAAAUGGGUGCUUUACGACGUGACGUCUGAAGACGAAAUCAUGGGCAUCGAAACUGGUGGCGCACAUCGAAGUUGGGCCUUUCAGCCAGACCAAGGAGCUCAGGGAGGAGGGUCGUUGGUAUGGACAAGGGCAUCCAGCCUGCACAUACGCAGCCAGACAGGGCCAAACCACAAUGUCAUCAGAUCAGGUGGACACGGCCGCGAGAUCAAAGCUGUGGCGGCAUCGCAAGGAGCUCAUGGCCAACUCAUUGCGACGGGAGCAGAAGACACCGAUAUCAAAAUAUUCCCACAUCUACAAUGGUCCGACGACGGCGAGUAUCUCUUCAGCAGUGGUGGUUGCGAAGAGUUCUAUAUCUGGAGGAUAAAUCACUUGCCAUUGGCUUUUGGCGCAGGUGUUGUGUAUAAAUAUAAUCCUUUGCGUGUCGACGUCAGGUGGCAGGCAAUCGCUCAAGGCCUCUACUUCACGUCCUGUUUGACACAAUGCGUGUUUCUUGACACCGAAAGCCUUUUGACAGUAGGCACCGAUGGGCACACCGCUAUCUGGCCCUUGUCUAGCGAAGGAACACGGCCAACAGCAGACUCGAAAACACAAACCCUCAGCUGGCAGCAACCUGUGCGAAUCCACCAGAGCUCGUCGAAGGCCAUGGCUUCACACCAGCACGAUGCGUCUACGAAGCUCAUUGUCUCUGGUGGAGAUGACGGUAGCACAGCCAUAAUGCUCCUCUCGACCACAUCCUUCAAAAAGACAUACGCAGCCGCACCCGUACUUUUGAACCGGACUCACGCAUCAGCAGUCACAGCGUGCGCUAUCAUGCAGCAAGGAGAGCGGACUUUCAUCGUCACGUCCGGGAAUGAUCAGUGGUUGAGGUUGUGGGAGGUUUCUGUUUGUGACCAAGAGGGCGAUAUCAGGACUCCUGCAGGAAACACAUAUGACAAGAGUAUAUCAGACGUUCGAAGGCUGGGCAAGAUCAAGACCAAUGUAGCUGAUGUUUCAAGCAUUGCGGUGCUAGAAGCACAUCAAGAGGAAGGGGUCGCGAGAGUAUUGGUAUGCGGCGUCGGGAUGGAAGUCAUAAGACUGGAGUGGGAUGUCAAUAACGGUACCUAA
Messenger RNA from Parastagonospora nodorum SN15, 3303 nucleotides. RefSeq lists its product as hypothetical. The record is from RefSeq and is a predicted model, not a curated record. Gene Ontology annotation, biological process: tRNA methylation. Gene Ontology annotation, cellular component: cytoplasm. Gene Ontology annotation, molecular function: protein binding. NCBI's taxonomy places the organism in Eukaryota, Fungi, Ascomycota, Dothideomycetes, Pleosporales, Phaeosphaeriaceae. Bases 1 to 3303 code for a protein of 1100 amino acids. The transcript is spliced from 5 exons.